This is a messenger RNA of Meriones unguiculatus (Mongolian gerbil), 1470 nucleotides long. Its product is annotated as 5-azacytidine-induced protein 2-like. Gene Ontology annotation, biological process: canonical NF-kappaB signal transduction. NCBI's taxonomy places the organism in Eukaryota, Metazoa, Chordata, Mammalia, Rodentia, Muridae. The record is from RefSeq and is a predicted model, not a curated record. Gene Ontology annotation, cellular component: cytoplasm.
UUUUCGGUCGCUUUGCAGACACGGAGGAAGCGAAACCCGGUGGCCUUGGGGACGACCCUGCGUAGCCAGGGUUCAGGCCACAAUGGACACACUAGUGGAAGAUGACAUCUGUAUUCUCAAUCAUGAAAAAGCCCACAGAAGAGAGACUUCACUCUCACCAUAUCCCGGAGACGAGUCUGUUGCUUCACAUUUUGCCCUGGUCACUGCGUAUGAAGGCAUCAAGAAGAGACUUAAGGACUCAGAGAAAGAAAACUCCUUCUUAAAGAAAAGAAUAAGAGCUUUGGAAGAAAAGCUUGUUGGAGCUCGAGUAGAUGAAGAAGCAAGUCCUGUGGAACGAGAACAAGUGAAUAAGGCCUAUCAUGCAUAUCGAGAGGUUUGCAUUGAUAGAGACAAUUUGAAGAACAAAUUGGAAAAAAUAAAUAAAGACAACUCUGAAUCUUUGAAAGUAUUGAAUGAACAGCUACAGUCUAAAGAAGUAGAACUUCUGCAGCUCAGAACAGAGGUGGAACAGGUGAUGAGGAAUUUAAAUUCACCCUCAUCCAACUGGGAGGUGGAAAAGUUAGGCUGUGAUUUGAAGAUCCAUGGUUUAGAACAAGAGCUUGAACUAAUGAAGAAAGAAUGCAACGAUCUCAAGACAGAGCUACAGAAAGCCAAGCAGACGGAUCCAUCUCAGGAAGACUUUCUGCAGAACAGAGAUGUCGUCAGGCCGAGCUCGUCAAGGGAGGAGCAUGCUCCACACCAGGGCCUUCUCCACAGUGACAAUAUGCAGCAUGCAUACUGGGAACUGAAGAGGGAGAUGUCUAACUUACAUCUGGUGACUCAAGUGCAAGCAGAACUACUAAGAAAACUGAGAACCUCAGCUGCAGUCAAGACAGCCUGUACCCCAGUAGGAUGUGUGGAAGACCUUGGAAGAGACAGCACUAAAUUGCACUUGACAAACUUCACCGCAGCUUACAAAAGACAUCCCCCUUUGUCACCAAAUGGCAAAGCUACUUGUUAUGCUCCAUCUUCCCCUUUGCCAGGAGAUAGAAAGGCUUUCUCAGACAAAGCAGUUCUUCAGUCAUGGACAGAUAACGAGAGAUUGACUCCUAAUGAUGGUGCAGACUUUCAGGAGCACAAUUCCUAUGGCAGAAAUUCUCUGGAAGAUAAUUCCUGGGUAUUUCCAAGCCCUCCUAAAUCAAGUGAGACAGCAUUUGGUGAAAAUAAAAGCAGAAUGUUACCUUUACCCAACCUGCCACCACUGCAUUACUUGGAUCAACAUAAUCAGAACUGCCUUUACAAAAGUUAAUUUGAUGGGACUUGUGAUUUGAUCAGGAGGACACUAAUUCACUAGUUCUCCCAAGGGAUUGUUCAGACUGGAAGUGGACUUUGAUUACAGUCUUGCAGAGUUCUCCAAUAUGUACAUUUGUACAUUCUGCACAUUAUGUACUUUAUUUUCCAGUUAUGAGAACCUCUGGUUGUACCUUUAAU